Mycotypha africana is the source of this 426-nucleotide messenger RNA. RefSeq lists its product as uncharacterized. The transcript has 3 exons. The record is from RefSeq and is a predicted model, not a curated record. NCBI's taxonomy places the organism in Eukaryota, Fungi, Mucoromycota, Mucoromycetes, Mucorales, Mycotyphaceae. Bases 1 to 426 code for a protein of 141 amino acids.
AUGCUAUUAAGUGAUGCAGAAAUGAUGCGGAUACAAUUAUUCACUCUCCCAUUGGUAAUGCAUCAAUACUUGUAUUACGCGUUUGUAGAUGUUACUCCUGAAAGCUACUCAGUAGCCACGACUGAAUGGCCUGACAAUAGUCGGUCAGACAUGGUUCAUGCGUCCUCCCUGAUUAUGAUUGAACUUCAAUAUCAUUUCAAAGAGUUCAUGCUUAGACUUAUAAACUAUGCGCCUAAUGGGUCAAUGCUGAGAAAUUUCUGCUCGGAACAGCUUGAAAUGGGCAGAGAAAUGUUUUUUGUUGACCGCGGAUGCUGUAACUACUUAUUUCCAGCAAGCAACACAAAAUUUAUGGCAACACUAGCUUACUUUCUUGCACUCCUAAUGAUGAACCAGUACCUCAACAAUAUCAGAGAAAUCCAACGCUAG